AUAAGAUACAAGUUACAGGUUCUUGGAACUCUGUAGACGAACAGACCGAGGCCAUGCUUGAGCUCAGACAGCUUUUUUCGUCCACUCUGUCCCAUCUGCACCUGCAUGUGCUCUCACACAACAACACACAAGGACACGGCAGGAACAAUCAGGUCCACCUGUUCUGGGACAGAGGGACACCCGUGAACGUCUCCGUGACAGUUAGUAACGGGAGCCGUGAAGACUUCAGCAUGACGCGGGCUUGUGUUUUUAUGUCACCUGGACAGAUGCGGUCAGUACUCCCUCUGGUGGAAGCCCACGCCUGCGUCUCCAUGGCACAAGAAGGGAAAUGUUCCUAUUCCCAAAGCGCAGAACUCAAAUGGGGGGACAAGAGAAUUACACAAAGCCUGAAAUAUCAGAAAACUGACAAAGGAAUGCACACUGUCCAGAUGGAAACUUCAGCUCAGAACAUAAUGUCAGGCCCAUGUUCUUCUCAUACACUCCUGGCACAGAUACACUCUAACCUUAAAGACGUCCUGGAACAUCAUGGCCAUCUAGGGCUGUGUCCUCCGCAACCAGCUCUGUCGUGGUCUGGUUCUCACCGUGUCAACUCAGGGAAGGACUUAUUGUACAGCCACACCAGUGUGUCACUAUCAGGUCAGGCCCAGCACGCCGCAUUUGUUUUGGCACUCAGGAACACCAGCAGCGCCCAGCGUAGCCACUACUCCCUGCUCACUGAGUGGAAGAUGGGUAACUGGAGCGCCGAGCUGGGAGGAAGCGUACACGGUGCUAGCAGGAACUCGGUGCUGCAGGUUCAAGCGAAACUCGACCGUAGUGAGCAGAUCUGGCUUCAGACCACACUGGGAAAGCGCUGCUUCCAAGCUGCUGCUGGAUAUGACGGUGAUUCAUCUGACGACCUUCGGAUGACCCUGUGCUUGGAGGGGAACCACGGGCUAACGUUCAAGACACAAAGAGGAGGCAGUGGGAUCGAGAACGAGACGCUAGCGAUGAUCUCUGUGGGAGCGGCCGACCGAGGCCUUGUCUUGCACGCUAAGGGAUGUGAGACGUGCUUAGCAGCGACAGAGGCGCGGGUGCAGCAGUUAGGCACGCACGUGAAGAGGAAGCUGCUCCAGAGGGUCCAAAGGAUUCAUCAUCUCCUUUUAGAGUUCAGGAGACAGGCCAGAGGAAACAAACCCAUGCAGGAGCUGAGCCAGGCCAUCCUUCACGUGACCCGCCGAGCCGAAAACCUUCUGCUGCAGCAAACGCUGACCCCAUGGGACUUCUGGAUGUCCGGAUCCGUCCGUCAGAUGCUCACACACAGCCUGCCCCGAACCCUGCAAAUGGUCCAGCACAUGUCUCAACUCAUUCAGCAAGAGCUCAAAAAGCCGCUGACAACACUGGCCGGAGCGUACCAUGACGUUACAGGAGAGCGUCUGGACAUGAUUUGGCAUGGCUUACUCAACCUAUGGAGCCGAGACCUGGAGCAGAUGCUGCCUGCAGUUCUACAUAAUCACCACCUGAGGACGCCAUCAGUAACUGCUCUCCGCACUGCCAUUACCGCAUUGGACCUGGGGAUCCAGCACACAGCCCAGUGGGCCGAGUCCAGAUUGGCCACGAUGUUAGUAGGAUUUAGAAGACAGCUUGCUUUUAUGUACAAGUUCUCUGAAAGGGACGGCGAAGUGACAAUGAGUCUUCCUCUACCGAGUUACCCAUGGACGAAGCGGUCAGUGGUCGGCAUAGCAGAAGUCGUGGUGGAGGAGUUCCUCAUGAAACCAGUUCUCUCGCUAAACUCAGCGAGUGUUACAGCCGAGCUCUACAGGCUUAAGAGGAAACUAAUGGACAGCCCUUUCAAUCACCAAGCAUUUCUUGUAGCGGAUGGAUACGUCGUGACAUUUGAUGGACAAGUGUUAAAGAUCCCACAUUCGUGUGACCUUGUCUUAGCCUCUGACGUCACCAAGAACACAUUUGCCAUCAUUUUAAAAUCUGACUGGACGGAAAAACAGCGUUCCCUAAAAAUUCAACUGCAAAAUACAACCGUUACGGUUCGUCCAAAAGAGCAGCUGGAAGUGGAUUGCCGUAGCGUCCAGACACCCUUCAUUAAUCCUGACGUGACUGUAACCAGAGAGCUAGAUGUGCUUACAAUCUCCAAUAGAAGAGGACUGUUGUUGUCAUGUGACUUCUCGCUAAGCGUCUGCAGUGUGACACUAGACGGAUGGCUGCAUGGGACAUCAAGAGGACUUCUGGGAACCAAUGAUAAUGAGGUGGGAAAUGAUUAUUUGCUGCCAAAUGGCUCACAGGCCCUCAGUGAAGACAAAUUCAUGCAAGGAUGGAAACUGGGUUCUAACUGUGUGAGUGUUGAAUCCGAGUUCUGCAUAAACCAAAUGACAGCCAACCUGUCCUGCUCACUUUUCUUCUCCUCCACAAUGUCUCCUCUCAGCUCCUGUUUCAGAGUGGCAAACAAUAUUACAGCAGUUAUCAAGAAGGCUCAGCCGCGGCUACACUACCUCAAGGUGCUCAGGAAGUACAAUCUGGACCCUAUCUAA
Messenger RNA from Clarias gariepinus (North African catfish), 2522 nucleotides. RefSeq lists its product as uncharacterized. Lineage: Eukaryota; Metazoa; Chordata; Actinopteri; Siluriformes; Clariidae. Bases 54 to 2522 code for a protein of 822 amino acids. The record is from RefSeq and is a predicted model, not a curated record. The transcript is spliced from 17 exons. Gene Ontology annotation, molecular function: 2-oxoglutarate-dependent dioxygenase activity; methyltransferase activity.